CAACCACUUAAGUUCAUGCUAAAACAAAGAGAUGCUGGCCAGCCUAUGAGUUUUGUCUUAGAAUUUCACUUUGAACCCAAUGAAUAUUUCACAAAUGAAGUGUUGACAAAGACCUAUAGGAUGAGAUCAGAACCAGAUGAUUCUGAUCCCUUUUCUUUUGAUGGACCAGAAAUUAUGGGUUGUACAGGGUGCCAGAUAGAUUGGAAAAAAGGAAAGAAUGUCACUUUGAAAACCAUUAAGAAGAAGCAGAAACACAAGGGACGUGGGACAGUUCGUACUGUGACCAAAACAGUUUCCAAUGACUCUUUCUUUAAUUUUUUUGCCCCACCUGAACUUCCUGAGAGUGGAGAUUUGGAUGAUGAUGCUGAAGCUGUCCUUGCUGCAGACUUUGAAAUUGGUCACUUUCUACGUGAGCGUAUAAUCCCAAGAUCAGUGUUAUACUUUACUGGAGAAGCUAUUGAAGAUGAUGAUGAUGAUUAUGAUGAAGAAAGUGAAGAAGCAGAUGAGGAAGGGGAAGGAAAAGGAGAUGAGGAAAAUGAUCCAGACUAUGACUCAAAGAAGGAUCAAAACCCAGCAGAGUGCAAGCAGCAGUGAAGCAGGAUGUAUGUGGCCUUGAGGAUAACCUGCACUGGUCUACCUUCUGCUUCCCUGGAAAGGAUGAAUUUACAUCAUUUGACAAGCCUAUUUCAAGUUUUCUGUUGUUACCGUUUGCUGGUUUUU
Canis lupus familiaris (dog) is the source of this 720-nucleotide messenger RNA. RefSeq names its product nucleosome assembly protein 1-like 1. The transcript has a single exon. Gene Ontology annotation, biological process: nucleosome assembly. Gene Ontology annotation, molecular function: chromatin binding; histone binding. The record is from RefSeq and is a predicted model, not a curated record. Gene Ontology annotation, cellular component: nucleus; chromatin. Lineage: Eukaryota; Metazoa; Chordata; Mammalia; Carnivora; Canidae. Bases 16 to 594 code for a protein of 192 amino acids.